This is a messenger RNA of Cajanus cajan (pigeon pea), 877 nucleotides long. RefSeq names its product transcription factor bHLH167. Gene Ontology annotation, molecular function: RNA polymerase II transcription regulatory region sequence-specific DNA binding; DNA-binding transcription factor activity, RNA polymerase II-specific; protein dimerization activity. The record is from RefSeq and is a predicted model, not a curated record. Gene Ontology annotation, biological process: regulation of transcription by RNA polymerase II. Lineage: Eukaryota; Viridiplantae; Streptophyta; Magnoliopsida; Fabales; Fabaceae. Gene Ontology annotation, cellular component: RNA polymerase II transcription regulator complex.
AUGUGCCUCUCUUCAUUUUCAAACCAAAGUAGCUCAAGCACUACAUAGUAAAUUUCAAAAAAUGAAAAACGCCACUACUAGUGAUUCAUCAAAACUUGAUCGCAAAACUAUUGAAAAGAACCGAAGAAUCCACAUGAAAGCUCUAUGCUUCAAGCUUGUUUCUACUAUUCCUUCUAAGUAUCUCAAACCCACCAAGGACAUGCUUUCGCAGCAGGAUCAGCUGGAUCUAGCGGCCACGUAUAUAAAGCAUCUGAGAGAAAGAAUAGAGAAAUUGAAGGGGGAGAAGGAGCAAGCGAUGAACAUGAUGAGAUCAAACCAAAACAAUAAUAAAAUUUUCAAUAUUGGGUUAGAGUUGCCUUUACUCAAUAUACAGUACUUCGAUUCGGGCAUUGAAGUGAUGUUGAUUAGUGGGUUGAACAAGAACUUCAUGCUCUAUGAAGUAAUUAGUGUCCUUGAGGAAGAAGGCGCUGAAGUUGUCAGUGCUAACUUCUCUACCGUCGCUGAUAAGAUCGUUUACACCCUUCAUGCUCAGGUUAAAAUAUCAAGAGUUGGUGUUGAGCCUACAAGAGUACAUCAAAGGCUUCGGGAGUUGAUUGCGCCACUAGAAAGCUGGGAAUACAUAUCAUGAAUUAAGGCAAAUCAAGAGAGCCCCGUCCAACAACACAUUAAAAAAUGACAACAUGCAAUAGCCAAUAGCCAAUGGGCGCAGUUAUAUAUGCAUGCCGUAGCACCUUAAUCUGAAGUAUUACGAAGCUUAGGUUGCAAAUGUUUCACGGAUACUUAGUUAUAAUUACUUGUUUAAAGAACUUUCUUCUCUUCACGUGUUCAGAUAAUGUACGUUACUACUUAAUUUCAUGAGUUUAUUAUUUGGUUCGCA